GUCGGUGUUUCAUUUCAUGUCAAAUAACGUGUUUUAGUUUAGCCCAUAUGCUGGUCAGUCGCCGAAAAUGUCUGUAAAUAAAGAUUUAGAGGUAACCAUGAAGGAAAGUGGGUCUAAUUCAAAACAAGACGAUGUUAGAAAUGUUCCUGCAAGACAAAAAAUUGAAAAUAUGUCUUCAGAAGUUGUGGAUUCAAACCCAUACAGUCGUUUAAUGGCAUUGAAACGUAUGGGAAUAGUAAAUAACUACGAAAAUAUACGUCUCUUUACUUGCGCGGUAGUCGGUGUUGGUGGCGUUGGAAGUGUGACGGCAGAAAUGUUAACGCGCUGUGGAAUCGGACGUUUGAUUCUUUUUGAUUACGAUAAAGUUGAAAUGGCGAAUAUGAAUCGGUUAUUUUUUCAACCACACCAAUCGGGUCUGAGUAAAGUGGAAGCCGCCGCGGAAACUUUAAGAAAUAUCAAUCCAGACGUUGACAUAUCGACUUAUAAUUAUAAUAUUACCACUGUAGAUAAUUUUCAGAAUUUUAUGGACACGAUAUCAACUGGCAGUUUAACUAAAGGUCCUGUUGAUUUAGUGUUGAGUUGCGUAGACAAUUUUGAAGCUAGAUACGCUAUCAAUACUGCUUGUAACGAAUUAAAUUUAAAUUGGUUUGAAUCAGGUGUAGCUGAAAACGCCGUAUCGGGACAUAUACAGUUUAUAAAACCAGGAGAAACUGCCUGUUUUGCUUGUGCACCUCCAUUAAUAGUAGCCUCAAACAUCGAUGAAAAAACUUUAAAACGCGACGGAGUUUGCGCGGCCAGUUUACCAACAACGAUGGGAAUUGUAGCGGGGUUCUUGGUUCAAAACACUUUAAAAUAUCUUUUAGAAUUCGGCGAAGUAUCGACUUAUUUGGGAUAUAGCGCGUUAAACGAUUUUUUCCCGACGAUGACACUCAAACCAAAUCCAAACUGCGAGGAUGCUAACUGUAGAUUGCGACAAAAGGAAUUUGCCGCGAAACCGAAAAUAGAAAAAGCUGUUGAAGUGAUUGAAGAAAAACCUUUACAUGAAGAUAACGAAUGGGGAAUUUCUUUGGUAGAUGAAUGUAUACCCGUUGAGGAAAAGGCAAAGGUUGGUGAAGGCGUUUCAUAUGCGUAUGAGGCACCUGAAAGUGGGGAUGUUGAAGCGGGCGUUGAACCAACUCCUACUGAUACGUUAGAAGAUCUCAUGGCGGCUAUGAAAGCGCUUUAAGCAAUGAAUAUUUAUCUGCGAUGUACUCCAUGAUGUGCUAUUCCAUUUUUUUUUUUUAAUAUAUUUUGUUAUGAAGUUAAUUUUAUAUUUGAUUCAAAUAAAUAAAGGUUUUUGAGAAAAGAUAUAACAAA
Molecule: messenger RNA, 1356 nt
Organism: Onthophagus taurus
Lineage: Eukaryota; Metazoa; Arthropoda; Insecta; Coleoptera; Scarabaeidae
Gene: Uba5
Product: Ubiquitin-like activating enzyme 5
Biological process (GO): protein ufmylation
Cellular component (GO): cytoplasm; cytosol
Molecular function (GO): UFM1 activating enzyme activity
Source: RefSeq, a predicted model, not a curated record